Messenger RNA from Penicillium nucicola, 2616 nucleotides. RefSeq names its product M protein repeat protein. Bases 1 to 2616 code for a protein of 871 amino acids. The record is from RefSeq and is a predicted model, not a curated record. Gene Ontology annotation, cellular component: endoplasmic reticulum; Golgi apparatus. The transcript has 3 exons. Lineage: Eukaryota; Fungi; Ascomycota; Eurotiomycetes; Eurotiales; Aspergillaceae.
AUGUCACAGAACUCACAGCCAUCGAAUAAAAAAUGGGGAGUGGGAUCCUUUUUCCAACAAGCAGUGGCGGGUGUUGAGUCUCGGCUUGACCACAUCUUGAUGGAAGAGGAGGCGUCGCAGAAUAAUUCAACAGCUAAGCCUUCUGAUGCGCAGAGUGCGGAAGCGCCUAUCAGCAAGAUACCUGCUGCUCCUGUUUCCCGCAGUGCAUCAACUGCGCGCAGGAAUGACCGGCUUCAGGAGCGUCUAGCCCGCGCCAUGGUGAAAUCAAACGCUUCCAACCUUGCCUCGCAGUCUCCCCAAAGCCGAGUUUCAUCGCCGCCUGCUAGUCCGGUACCUAGUAACGGGGCCCGUUCAAGUAUGGAUAUCGAUUCUAGCAUUGCAUCGAAUGUGAACGUAGGGGAUGACUCUAAGAUUACCCCGCCCAAUGAGCAGAACACUAUCAGUGGACUGGAUUCCCCGAGAAUGAGCUACGACUCAGGGGUCUCGUCACACGUUUCUGCGGAUGUCAGCGUACCGGACUCUGCACCCAGAGACUCUGUAGAUGUGGUCCAGCCAGUAGUGGAUUCGGAAAAGACCAGCCAAGACCUACAUGAGUCCCAACGCAAUGAGACACUCAGUGUUGGCGGUUUGAGUGACAGUCCUCGCGUUAGCCUUGACGUGCCCGCAGAGACACCAGAUGAAGCCCAGAAUCCGGAUGUUGCUCGCCUGCAGGCUGAUCAUAAAGCUGCCGAGUCUCAAUGGCAAGAAGAAAUCCACGGCUAUAUUGAAAGGAUCGACGCAUUACAGUCAAAGCUUAAAUAUCUGGCCAAAGAUGCUGCAGAAUCUGCUAAGAUUGCUGCAGCAAGCGCUACCCCUGGCAGUACCCAAAAGCAAUUGUUGGAAAAGGACGAGAAGAUUGCAUUGCUUCUUGAAGAAGGGCAAAAACUUUCCAAGUCGGAGAUGGAUCAUCGGACUGUGAUCAAAAAGCUCCGUCAGCAACUCACCGACAACAACAAGUCUCAAGCAGAAAUGAAGAAGAAGACAGAGAAGCUCGAGCGUGACCUAGUCAACUCUGAAGUCAGAGCUAAGCGGGCAGAGGCUGCAGAAAAAAAGGCAACUGAAUCUUUGUCCUCUCAAUCAAAAUCAGCAAAGGACCUGGAAGCUCUCACGAAUGAGCGCAAUGCGCUUGUUCAGACUGUUCAAGAUAUCAAGUCACAACUAAACCGAGCCAACUCUCGCGCUGAAGCUGCUGAAACAAAAGCUAACUCUGACGCCUUGGAGCAAGAGAAGCAUAGAGUUACCGAACUGGAAGAGGAAUUAUCUAGUUUGAGUAUAGAGCGCGAUAUUGGCGAGGAAAAGUCCAAGAGAGAGAUUGCCGAACUCAAAGAGAAGAUGGAGCAGGAAAAAGAAAGAGCUCGCAUGCUCGAAGCAGAGUUGAAGGGCGAGCAAUCUGUUUUGGAGAGCAAGAUGGAAAGUCUUCGUUCUCGCGCAGAAGAGGCUUCAUCGGGUGCAACUGGGGAAACCCAGGCCAAACUUCUGCGCCAGAUUGAGACUCUGCAAACCCAAUACGCGGUCGCUAGUGAAAAUUGGCAUACCCUCGAGGGCUCUCUGCUUUCCCGGUUGGCAAACGUAGAGAAGGAGCGUGAUGAUACUGCCAGACGUGAGAGCGACCUGCGGAAGAAGAUUCGGGAAAUGAACCAAAAACUCAAGAAGUUCGAAGAAGAGUUGGAUAGUGCUAAAGAAGUCGAGCAUGACCUGGAGAGCAAACUCGAUGAGCGCAUGCAAGAGCUGCAGAAAAUGCAACAGAAGCUCGAGAAAUCGGCAGAUGAGCUCACGUCAGCGCAAAAGGAUUUGGUCGAACAAAAGAAGACAUCAGAAGCCACCUUGACGCAGAAGCUUGACGACGAGCGAGCUAAGUGGAGGGACCAAAUUCACUCGCCCUCACACCCCCGCGGAAUAUCCCCAGUUCCUUCUACACGGCGUUCAAGCACCCUCGACGCCAUGAACACGGUUCUUCCCGACCUCCGACCUCCAAGUCGACGUUCGUCCAAUUUCCCCUUCGCGUCCCCGGAGAUUGGCACACCACCCCGUCAGAACUCCUAUCCCGCCUCUAUAACCCAGACGACUCUCUCGCCGCCGCACAUCAAUACCGGUUUGUCAAUCUUGGAAGCACCUUCUAUUAACUUCGAGCCGGAUGAGUACUUUGCAGAGUCUGGUACUCCUGCCACUCCGUCAGCAUAUGGUGGGACUCAGAUACCGCCGCGUGGAAUCAACGACAUCAUCUCCGAGUCCACGACUGGUGCCGGUCCCUCCGUUCAGCUGGUUGAGCGCAUGAGUGCCACCGUGCGCCGGCUGGAGAGUGAGCGUGCUGGCUCCAAAGAUGAGUUGGCGCGCGUCACCACUCAGCGCGACGAAGCACGCCAACAAGUCGUGGAUCUUAUGCGUGAGCUUGAAGAAAAACAGAUUUCCACUUCUCGCGUGGAAGAACUCGAAGCUCAACUUGACGACCUCGACCAACGAUACCAGACAACACUCGAGAUGCUAGGGGAAAAGAGCGAACAGGUCGAAGAGCUGAACGCUGAUAUCGCUGAUCUGAAGAAGAUCUACCGCGAGCUAGUCGACAGCACCAUGAAAUGA